CUCAGAGGAAAAGCUUAAUGUUUUUCUAUUACUAGUUCACUUAUAUUGGUUUUGUCCGACUGUUUGACAUAUCAAUUUUGUACAUGAUGUCACUAUUCCAUGUAAAUUCAUUCGUGCAAGACAAGUAAAUUCCAUGAAUGAUGAAGACAUGCUAUGUCUGGUGAAUGAUUAAGAUUACUGUAAAUGUAAAAAUACAAAAACUACGCAAAAAAAAAAAGAGAGUUCAGCCAAUAAUAAAUAUAAACAAACUGCAGAAAAUCUGAGCAGGCUAAAAAACAACCAACAUAACCCAAAUUUUUAAGAAAAAAAAAAGACAAAUUCAAACGUUAGCUUCAGCUUCAAACUUUGAGAAAAGCUCUCCUCCCUUUUUCAUCAACUGAUGUCUGAAGAAGAUCUGGAGCAAAACCCAGAUAUUGUUUUGUUUUUUCAUCUUUAUUUGUCUCAGGUUUUGUACAAAUUCCUUUGCAACACUUGUCCUUUUUGGCGUCGUAUAAAGGACUGAGAAAUGAGAAAAUCUGAUUGGCUGUUGAUGUGGGACCUAUGUUUUUCCCGGAGAGAAGAUUCUUCACGCUUGUAGCCAGGGAUUAUAAUUUAUAAAAACACCACCAAAGACUGAUGGUAAAUCACUGUGAAGCAAAUUGCCUUGUACUUUGUUUUCUUCAUGUUUUUUGGCCUUUAUGUGAUGGGGUUUAGGGUAUUGUAAGAAGGAAAACACAGGGAGCUUUCAUUCGCAGCCACAUCUUUGUUAGAUUUAGAUUGCUUCACUAAAAGUCUAGUCUAUAGUACACAGACAGAGAAACCCAAAGUACCAAACUGGGUUUUUCUCAAAGAUUCUUUGUAAAGUGAGUCGCUUUCUUUUCCUUCUUUUUUUACUUCGUUGUAUGUGGGGUUUUUUUUUUUUUUUUUCUACCAAUACAAGUUUUAAUUUGUGUUUGUUUGAGGGGGAGUUUAGAAUUAUUGAUAGUACAAAUUCAAAGGAUGAUGCUUGUGAUUGUAUGGGAAAGCUGACGUUCGAGUUGUGGGAAUCAUUUUCUGGAGUCAACUAGAAUUUGAGUUGCUUAAAACUACAAUAACUAAGGAUACUGUGGUAGGUUUCUUCCUCUGAAAUGCAUGUCUGAUAGCAGUUCAAUCAAAACAAGUUUUUCUUGACGAUGUUUCUGCGCCUUGGACAGAUUGGGUUUUUGGAUACUGGCAAAAGGAAUCUUUCCUGGAAGUUCCUCUUUUUGUUUUUCAUCUUUACUGUGCUUUUGUGUUUCGGGUCAUGAUAGUGUUUGCAAUUCGGAUGUAAUAUAGAUAGGCUUUUAGUAGAACCAAAAUUUUGAAGCGUUUUCGACAUGGAAGGUGAUGGUGGAUUUACACCAAAUUCUGCAUUCGGGGACUUCUCUGAUGUGGCCAUGGAUUUGGAUUUUAUGGAUGAACUCUUGCUUGAAGGAUGCUGGUUAGAGACUAGCGAUGGAUUCAACUUUAUGCAGCCUGGUCCUUCAACAUCUAGUGGUCUGAAUGACCCUUCUCAUUGCUUGCCUGUAUCUGGGUCUAAUACUGUUCCUUUUAGCAUAAACUCACAUCAAAUGCAUCAAGGAGAGACAGAUACCGAAAUUGAGGACCUUUCUAAAAGUCAAUCCCAAAACUGGGCUACUGUUGGAAAUGAUUCGUCUUUGUCACAACCUGGAACUUUUAUGGUUGAAGGCACUGAGUUGGGCAGUAGAUGGUGGAUUGGGCCUCAAUCAGAAUCCGGUUCUUCAUCUGUGAAAAAGAGACUAAUGCAGGCUAUUGGAUAUUUGAAGGAAUCUACAAAAGAUAGGGAUGUCCUUAUCCAAAUCUGGGUGCCUGUAAAAAGAGAAGGCAAACAUGUUCUUACUACUGAAGGUCAGCCAUACUCUCUUAAUACAAAUUGCAAGAGUCUUGAAAGUUUUAGAGAUGUCUCCAAAUCCUAUAACUUCCCAGCUGAGGAGGAUUCAAAGGAGUCAGUUGGGUUGCCUGGCCGUGUAUUUUUGGAGAAGUUGCCUGAAUGGACUCCUGAUGUUCGUUUCUUCGGAAGUGAUGAAUAUCCACGUAUUAAUUUUGCACACAAGUAUAAUGUUGGUGGAUCUCUUGCUCUUCCUGUUUUUGAACGAGCGAGUGGAACUUGCUUGGGUGUUGUUGAGAUUGUCACAACUACUCAAAAGAUCAAUUAUCACCCAGAACUCGAACACGUCUGCAAAGCUCUUGAGGCUGUUGAUCUGAGGAGCUCACAUAACUUCACUCCUCCUAAUGUUAAGGCUUACAACGAGUUGUGUCAAGCAGCAUUGCCUGAGAUAACUGAGGCUCUAAGAUCUGUCUGCAAGACAUAUAAACUGCCUUUGGCUCUGACAUGGGCUCCAUGCCUAAAUCAAGAUUUUUCGGACUUCCUUGAGGCGUGCUCUGAGCACCACCUGUUCAGAGGCCAAGGAAUAGUUGGCAGAGCAUUCACAACAAACAAACAAUGUUUUACAACAGAUAUAACCGUAUUCAGUAAGACAAACUAUCCUCUCUCUCACCAUGCUAGGAUGUUUGGAUUGCGUGGUGCUAUAGCUACCCCACUGCAAAGCAUUUUUACUGGAUCAGUUGAAUUUGUUUUGGAAUUAUUCUUGCCAAAAGAUUGCCAUGACAGCGAAGCACAAAAGCAGAUGCUCAACUCAUUGUCUAGUUUUAUGCAGCAGGCUUGCCAGAGUUUGCAUGUAGUUGUGGACAAGGAGCUUGAGGAAGUAGUGAUACUGCCAGUGAAGGAAAUGGUAGCUGCUUCGGAUGGGAGAUCAGACAAAGAGGAAACUCAAUUUAGGAUUCCUUCUUCGAAGGAGAACUCUCCAGAGGAGUCACCAUGGAUUGCCCACAUGAUGGAUGCCCAACAGAAAGGUAAAGGUGUUUCUGUCUCAUGGGAAUAUCAAAGAGAAGAACCAAAAGAAGAGUUCAAGGUCACAACUCAUUGGGAAGACACUCAGCUAGAAUCAUACAAUAAGCAGGUACUUUCAGAUUUUGGGCAGCUCCACCAAAAUGCUGGAACUAAAGCUAGUGUUGAGGGAGAUGGUGGUGGCUUCUCUUCUUCUGGUGGUUGUCACAUUUUAGCCGAUAAAAGAGCAGGUGAGAAGAGACGAACCAAGAUGGAGAAGACAAUCAGCUUGCAGGUUCUUCGACAGUACUUUGCAGGGAGUCUUAAAGAUGCUGCUAAGAGUAUUGGUGUGUGCCCCACUACAUUGAAAAGGAUAUGCAGGCAGCAUGGGAUUACUCGAUGGCCUUCUCGAAAAAUUAAGAAGGUAGGCCACUCUUUAAGAAAACUCCAACAUGUGAUUGACUCAGUUCAAGGCGCUGAGGGUACCAUUCAAAUUGGGUCGUUCUACUCAAGCUUCCCCGAACUGAGCUCACCGAACUUUUCUGGCAAUGGCCCUUCUUCGUCAUUGAAGAUCAGUAACCAUUCAAAGCCAUCAGAAACUCAACUUGAGAGCAUGUUCAGCCAAGGAGCUGCUGCACUAAAAUCUCCAUCUUCUUCAUGCAGCCACAGCUCUGGCUCAAGUACCUGUUGUUCCACUGGAGCGAAACAGCAUAGUACCACUAUCAAUGCCUUAGGUAGUGCAGAUGGGUUGGCAGUGGAAGAACCUGGUGGAGAACUAAAGAGAGCUCUCAGUGCUGCUGAAUUGAACGCCUUGAAUCAAGAGGAGCCAAAGCUGCUUGCAAGAUCCCGAAGCCAUAAAACAUUUGGUGAGCUUCCUAAUUCUGAGACUACACCUUCCUUGCCAAAAACUGACGGCCCCAAUUUACAAGCCAGGGGUGCCUUUAAAGUAAAAGCUAUGUUUGGAGAAGUUAGGAUACGGUUCAGCUUGCAACCAAGUUGGGUUUUUACGGACUUGCAACAAGAGAUUGCAAAGCGUUUUAAUAUUGAAGAUGUCAGCAGACUUAAUCUCAAGUACUUGGACGAUGACCAUGAAUGGGUUCUUUUGACAUGUGAUGCUGACCUUGAGGAGUGCAUAGAUAUAUACAAAUCAUCCCAAAGCCACACUAUUAAAAUCUCCCUCCAUCAAACAUCUCAUCCAAGUCUAGGAAGUUCAUUUGGUAGCAGUGCCCCAUGAUAACUACAGCAUCAGUUUCCCAUAUGGAGUAUGGAUUGACAACAUUUUGGAUUCUGGUGUAAGUAAUUUGAUGGCUGUAGCACUAGCAGCUUGUUUAGGGAUGAUACAAGAUUUAUUUGCCAUCUUAGUCAAUAGAGGGAAUUGAGAUGCACGAAUUUUAGUCCGAAAGCAGUUUGGGUGAAGGUCAAUUAUGCAAUGAGAUUGAGAAGAUUGAGAAUAGACAAUUUGAUGCUAUGCUAUCAUAUGUUUGCAUUUUGGAUUACUGUAACAACUGCUUCAUGAAAUGUAUUAUUAUUUACAGAGAAAUGGAUAUAUAUUAAAAUGUUGCUGUUCUCCAUUGCUGAAGCUGAAUAUCCCAAUAACAAAAACCAUCAAAGGUGAUCAGUAAAAAUUACAAAAAGAAAUAUUUUAAUCACUGCUUCAGAACAAGAUCAUGCUCAAACUUAAAUCAUGAAAUUAUAUAUAUGAUUUUAUUAGAAAAUGGAUUCUUUGUACUUUUUUUCUUUUUUGAGGAAGGACUAUAGUUCACUGCUGUUUGUUUAGCAAUUGGCACCAAAUAUUCCAGAGAUAAUGAAGCCAAAGAAGAAAUGACACAAGGACAAUCCCUUCAUCAGCCACGCUUUGUUUCUUUUCUACGGAUCGAUUCCCUUGCAUUUCGAUGUAUCUUAUUUUCCACCCUUACCAUCCGAAGUCAUAUUCAACAUCUUCUCUGCAAGUUCAUCAGCCUCAUGCUUGUUUCCUCUUUUACACAAGUCAUCAACCAUCCGCAUGAAAGACGCAGGAUCAAGUUUAUAUCCUCUGAUAAUCAACUUGUCAUGGAUUUUCCCUUUUUUGCAAGGAGACCGCAUAAUAUUAUUGUAUGUGCAAACAUAUUCCUUCUUAAGAUAAUAUAUAUAUAUAUAUAUAUAUAUAUGAAAGUAUCAAAAAUAACUGAAUCAGGUUCAAAGCUUUCACCCAUCA
This is a messenger RNA of Durio zibethinus, 5039 nucleotides long. Its product is annotated as protein NLP2-like. The record is from RefSeq and is a predicted model, not a curated record. Lineage: Eukaryota; Viridiplantae; Streptophyta; Magnoliopsida; Malvales; Malvaceae. Gene Ontology annotation, molecular function: DNA-binding transcription factor activity; protein binding.